Humulus lupulus (European hop) is the source of this 891-nucleotide messenger RNA. Its product is annotated as oxygen-evolving enhancer protein 3-2, chloroplastic-like. The transcript has 3 exons. Gene Ontology annotation, molecular function: calcium ion binding. Gene Ontology annotation, cellular component: photosystem II oxygen evolving complex; photosystem II; chloroplast. The coding region runs from base 120 to 821 and encodes 233 amino acids. The record is from RefSeq and is a predicted model, not a curated record. Gene Ontology annotation, biological process: photosynthesis; photosynthetic electron transport chain. Lineage: Eukaryota; Viridiplantae; Streptophyta; Magnoliopsida; Rosales; Cannabaceae.
ACAGGAGAGCAUCUCUGCCAGCCACUGGUACCGCCCAAAAAUAUAUUUCCACAUCACUCCAUCGCCCUAAUCACUUUAGAUACCAAUAACAGAGAGCUAAAGAAGCAAAGAAAGAAAAUAUGGCACACGCUAUGGCUUCAAUGGCGGGUUUACACGGCUCCUCCCAGGCUGUCUUGGAAGGCAGCCUUCAGCUAAGUGGCUCCACCCGCUUGAACAUCGUCAGCAACAACCGGGUUUUGAACAACCGAACCGGGUUCGCAGUCAGGGCCCAGCAGCAGGGGUCAACCGACACCGAAACCAGCAGCCGUCGGGCUGUUUUGGGCCUUGUGGCCGCUGGUUUGGCUUCCGGGUCUUUCGUUCAGGCCGUGCUCGCUGAGGCGAAGUCCAUCAAAGUUGGCCCACCUCCUCCUCCCUCCGGUGGAUUGCCUGGAACUCUGAACUCAGAUGAGGCAAGAGACCUUGAUUUGCCUCUUAAGAAUAGGUUCUUCUUGCAGCCACUGGGCCCUACAGAGGCAGCUCAGAGAGCUAAGGAGUCAGCCAAGGAGAUUCUUAAUGUGAAGGGGUUGAUAGACAAAAAGGCUUGGCCAUAUGUCCAGAACGAUCUCCGACUCAGGGCUGAGUAUCUUCGCUUUGAUCUCAACACUAUCAUCUCUGCCAAGUCCAAGGAAGAGAAAAAGCCCCUUAAGGAACUCACCGGAAAGCUCUUCCAAGACAUCAGCAAUUUGGACCAUGCAGCAAAGAUCAAGAGCUCCCCCGAAGCAGAGAAAUACUACGCCGAGACUGUAUCUACCCUCAACUCUGUCCUUGCCAAGCUUGGUUAAGAGGAAUUAGUGUAUCUUAAUGUAAUCUAUUUUUUUAAUGACAUUUUGUUUGUAUGUUUCAAGUUGUGAA